This is a messenger RNA of Electrophorus electricus (electric eel), 1205 nucleotides long. It is a transcript of the gene sdf2l1, whose product is annotated as stromal cell-derived factor 2-like 1. NCBI's taxonomy places the organism in Eukaryota, Metazoa, Chordata, Actinopteri, Gymnotiformes, Gymnotidae. The record is from RefSeq and is a predicted model, not a curated record.
UUGUCAUGCGGCGAUUGGUUAGCAGUAGCUCCGGCGUUUAAAUAACACUAUCACAGUGAUGUAGGAACAAACGGGCCGCAUAAUGCAUCUGUUGAAGGCUAUCCGCAUCUACUUAGAUUUCGUUUUAUUGUUUUUCAUUUUUGCGAAAUGCCAGGGUCGAGACCCAGACACGAGUUAUGUUACAUGUGGAUCCUUAGUAAAAUUGCUGAAUACAAGGCACAACGUUAGGCUACACUCGCAUGAUGUUAAAUACGGCUCAGGUAGUGGUCAGCAGUCAGUUACAGGUGUGGAUGCCGCAGAUGAUGCAAACAGUUACUGGCGUAUCCGUGGGAAACCAAAUGAGACAUGCCAGCGAGGUUUACCCGUAAAGUGUGGGCAGGCUGUCCGUUUCACACACAUGAAAACAGGACGCAACCUUCACACUCACCAUUUCAGCUCUCCCCUGUCCAAUAACCAGGAGGUGAGUGCGUUUGGAGAGAACGGAGAGGGUGACGAUUUGGAUGUCUGGAUGGUCCAGUGUAGCGGCACGUAUUGGGAGCGGGAUGACACGGUCCGGUUCAAGCAUGCUGGCACCAGCGUCUUCCUCAGCGUGACAGGAGAGCAGUAUGGUCAUCCAAUCCGAGGCCAGCGAGAGGUCCAUGGAAUGCCCUCGCCAAAUCAGAACAAUUACUGGAAAGUGAUGGAGGGAGUUUUCAUCCAACCCAGCAACGAUCCUCUGCACCAUGACGAGCUCUAAAGUCCCGGAGAGCAAUGUGCUCCCUGCCAAUCAAGACUGUGCUGCAAUAUUCUGUUCUGCAAACUUAGUCAUUCAAACUGUUAGGUGACCAUCCAGCUUUUUUUCCAUUUUCCCCUGAUGUUAUUUGUUCAGUUUUUCUGCCUGCCAUAUGUGUUUUAUUAAAAUCACAUACACAGAAUAAAUUAUAGAUAAAAAUGUAUAUCUCUGUAUUGUACUGAAUGAUAUUAGAUUGUGUUCCUUGUUAAAUACAAUGUAUCCCCAUAUUUGCUGAUGACCUAGAAGUUUAAUAUUUAGAAAUAGUGGUGGUUUAUUUAACUGUGUUAUGGCAGAGGAAUGACUAGCUAUUUGAAGGGGUAGAGGGAAGAAUUGUACUGUAACAAAAUACAUUUUUCAUAAUAUAAAAAUAAAGCAUUGGACAUUACAUCAGAGGAAGGUUUGUUUAUCUGUUAAAUAAAGUUUUGUUACUUUG